This is a messenger RNA of Merops nubicus (carmine bee-eater), 513 nucleotides long. Its product is annotated as docking protein 6-like. The record is from RefSeq and is a predicted model, not a curated record. Gene Ontology annotation, biological process: cell surface receptor protein tyrosine kinase signaling pathway; positive regulation of MAPK cascade. The transcript has 4 exons. The annotation marks the transcript as partial. Lineage: Eukaryota; Metazoa; Chordata; Aves; Coraciiformes; Meropidae. Gene Ontology annotation, cellular component: cytoplasm.
AUGAUGGUUAAAACUGAAUUUAAAGAUUAUGUUCAUGAAGUUCUGCACAUCUCUUGGAAUACGUCUCUCUUCAAUGAUAAAAAUAACUGCAGAUUUUUUGGAAUUCCAGAGUUUAAGAUGUGUGACACGGGAGAAGGGCUGUUCACCUUUCAGACACGAGAAGGAGAAAUGAUAUAUCAGAAAGUCCAUUCUGCAACACUGGCAAUAGCAGAGCAACAUGAAAGACUAAUGAUGGAGAUGGAGCAGAAGGCAAGGCUGCAGAGCAGCCUGUCUGAGCCCAUGACGUUGUCCAAGUCGAUCUCGCUCCCGCGCAGCGCGUACUGGCACCACAUCACCCGGCAGAGCAGCGUCGGAGAGAUCUACAGCUUGCAAGGUCACAGCCUCGGCUCGGCGAAGGUGUCCCGGGCGCAGACGUUCCCCAGCUACCCCUCGGAGCAGGGUGAGGAGCACCCGCAGCCCCUCUCGCUGGCCAGCAGCUACACCUUCAGCUACGGCUCGGGCCUGGUGCAAUGA